UAUUAUUUAUCGGUCACUCCGCGGUCACACUGGUGACGUUUUAGUGAAGAAGUUGUGUUGUUUUUUUUUAUUUCAUUUCGUUCAAUUUUCGUUGGCCAUUCGUCAUCGCUUUCGUCGCAGUGUUCUUCCAAGAGUGUCGUGCACCGUAGAGGUUGACUUUUCGCCCAACGAUCCAAGAAACUCAACUUCCGGAAUCCGGAUGCGCGAGCGAAAACGGUAAAAGUCGUCGGUUGUCCCGUUCAACGUCCGCCUGUUGCAUCUCUCCCUCUCUUUCCCGCAGGGCUGGAAUUGGGGUGGAGCUCGUCCCCUCUCUUUCGCGCGCCCAUUCAGCUGUUGCGUUCGCGUGCGUGUGUGUGAGUGCGUGCUGCUGGGCCAAGAUAAACUCCAAUCAAGGAAAAAAAGGGUUUAUAUAACUCGCAGUGCUUUCCACCAUUGUGUGUUCGCCAGCUUUUCUUCUCUUUCAUUCGGCCAACUUGUUUUGCCCGCCUGCGAGUGUGUUGGUGUUUCGCAUACCCUUAUGUUAAGUAUUACCUAAAGAUGCUGUGAUGGCGAAGAUGGCAUCUGGAGAUCUAUCGCUGACUAGUACGAGUAGCCAGGAAGAAGAGAGCUCGGAGUAUGUGGGCUAUGAUAAUACCCUACGACCGCCGUCCAAUUCCAGCGGCAGCACCACAGCUGCCAACAUGUCCAACAACAACGGGCCCUCGAAGGGCGUCAGUAGCGGUGUGGGCGUGUCGGGCAUUUCUGGUGGAAACGGCGCAAAUUACGAUAUACUGCAGGCGCAGUACAAGUCCGCACUUUUGGAGCUAAAUACCCUACGCCACCAGCAUGCGAACACCAAGAGGCGAUGCGAUGAGUUAGCCACCGAGUUAACUCUGUACCAGGAGCAUUACGUGGCCGAUCGUAACAAGUUCACCGAUAUGGUGGAGGAGAGCGCCCGUUUCAAGCGUCUGCUAUUGGAGACCCAAAACCAACAGAGCCAGCAGGCCCAGAAUGGAAAUAGCCAAGUGCCGCCAGUCGGCAGUGGGAAUCCUUAUUAUUUUGGCAAGACGCAGGGAUGCGAUGGAAGCUGCAGUGAGAAGCUGGCCGAACUGAAGAAAGAGCGAAAUAUGGUCGCCGUGGAGAGGGAGAAGUACAAGAAGUCCUACAUCGAGCUUGAAAAGGAUCGCAACUACUACCGGGAGCGAGGCGAUGAAAAUCAGAAACUGAAGGUUCUUCUCUCCCAGGAGAGUAAGAAUGUGCUUUCCCUUACCGAGGAGCUUAAUCAACUGCUCUCAGAGAAGGACAACGUGCUGCAGGAGCACCAGAAGAUGUCCGACGAUCUGGUUCUGGCCAACAAAGAAAUUGAGAGGCUCAAAAAGGACGAACAGCUUGCCAGGGCUGAAAUCAAGGUUCUACAGCUGGCCAAUGCGGACCUUAAAAAGCGCGAUCUUCUAAAGUCUCGCGAUAGCUCGUGGUCCAAAGAAUUUCCGAGUGGAAAGGAGCUGGAGAACAGCAAGGAACUGGAAAAGCUGCGCAAGAGCUUAGAAAAGGCCCUCUCGGAGGUGGAGCGUUCAAGCCAGGAUGCCGAAGAAGCGAAGCGCGUAAGGGAUUGGGCCAUAUCGCAACGUGAGAAGAUCGUGCAGGAGCGGGAUUCGGUGAAGACGCUCUGUGAUAAAAUGCGCCACGAGAGAGAUAAAGCCAUCUCCGACUCGCUGAUGGCCAUCCGGGAUAGCGAAAAGAUUAAAAAGCAGAAGGACGAAGCGCAGAAAAAGAUCGACUUGUUGAAAGAACAAAUGGAGCAGCAAGAGCGCCAAAAUCUUGACAGUAACGCCUCCGGAUCCCGACGCAGUUUCCGCCCAAGCAGUUACGAAGGUGAGGAUCUCCUGGAAGUAGAGCUGUCCGGCUACGAGCACACGUCCGACCUGGGCAUCAUCCUGGAUGACAGCAACAAGCGAAAAUUAGUGUGUGGCGUUACCAGCAGUUCCCCCGCCUGCGGGAAGCUCAAGAUUAACGAUGUGAUCUGCAAGGUGAACAACUUGGACUGCCAGUCUUUGUCGAAACGGAUGGUUCUUGAUGAGAUCCGCGCCUGUGCUCCUCGUUCCCUCCUGCUCGUUUCCCGAACUCGUCACAGCAAACGGCACGCCUAUUCUGUUCAGCUAAAGACUAGGGAUAGGGAUUGCCCGCAUGGCCUGCAACUGGACAUGGGAGUGUUCAUUGCAAAGAUCGAGCAAAAUUCGCUAGCCUUCUACGAACCAGAGCUGGACGUUGGCGACCGAGUGUUAAGCAUUAACAACAAGUCUAUGGACUCAGUGCAGUCAAUCGAGGAAGUGAUGCAGUUGAUGAAUGAUCCCCGAAGCGAUGGGCUCAAUCUGUUUGCCCUUAAAUACGUACAGGAUCAGUUACCCCCGGGAAUGACCACCUCGUCGGCGCAGACAGAUUCCAUUGACUCCAUGCAGCAUGUCUCAAGUGCCGGGGGAGGUGGAGGAAGUGGGCCCAGUAGCGCCACCAAACAUCCGUCCAGGUUCGCGGAAUUUUUCUUCCGAAAGCUUAAGUUCAGCAAACCAGGCACACCAGAGGAUAACUUUGAGCAGGAGCACGACGACGCCAUCGCUGCUUUGGAUUCUGUGCUCAGUGAAAACAGCUCUGAGAAGAGCAAGGAGAAUCUGUUCAACCGCAAGAAGCGGACCAAGAAGGAGAAAGAGGCCUCCAAGAGCAUGGGUACCUGGCCGCGGACCAACAUCUCGCAUGAAAACCCAACGGGCACCAUGCGCGGCAAUGAGAAGAAGCGUGCUCUGAUGUCGCUUUUUACAGCCGGUCCCAUAAAUGUGGACAAGGAUGACGAGCUGAUGGGCGAGGUUGGAGUGCCAGAAAAGCAGCCAGCAGCGUUGAUCCAGGAUCAGUUGCCUCCACCGCUGCCCCCGCAAAUGUCCAAGCCACUGGCCCACAUUCGGGGAUCGAACGGAGGAGCUAUAAAGACGCAUCCAAACCGCAAUUCUAAUCCGGUGAGCUCGGGAGUCUCGGCACUGUUUCCCCCCGGACCACCCAAUGGAAUGCCCAACACUAGUUAUCCCACACAUCCGAGGCAUUCGCUAUACGGUGUGACUGCCGAGGAGAUUAACCAAAAGCCGAUCCAGCGAGCCCCUCUGAUGGGCGCCAAUGCCAGGGUUAAAAUGCCUUCACAGGAGCGCUACGGAACCAGGCCGCAUAGUAACCAUCGCCUGUCGUUAAAUAUCACGCCCAGCGGAGAUUUUUAUCAGCCCAAGACCAGUGGUCAGCAGGCCCAGCAGCAAGUAAUGAACGCCUCAUCGACAUCGGCGGGCUUUGGAGUAGGAUCGGGAUCAAUGGUCGGUGGUACGGGUCCGGCGGCCGGAGAGUUUCCAGUGCGCAAACAGCAGGUCUAUGACGUCUUCCAUCCGCCUCCACUGCCCAAAAACAGCUCCGGAUCCAAUAUGUUCAUGCCGCUUCAUCCGACCAGGGGCAGUCACCCGCCGCCCGUUGGACAACCGCCGGACGUUGUGUCCCUGAAAUCGCAGAAUUCUAUAGAGUCAAUACUGUCUGCUAAGAGUCCCGCUAUCAGCGAAUACGGGAUGUACGCCAAGCGCCAUGUGCCACAGGCGGUAAGGCAUGUGCCGAAGUACCCGAGUGAUAGCGAGAGCAUUGGUUCCGGUGUUCACGGAGGAUAUGGUGGAUUUCUUCAGUCCAACCAUAUGCCGGGAAAUAGACACACGCAGCUCUUCCCCACUUUUGGACCCGGUGGUCGGGGUAACCGGAGAUCCAGUCCAUUAACCCUACCUUCACCACCGCCUCAGCAGCAGUUGCAACAGCUACCUGCGGCGACGGCACCGCACGACAGCGUUGGAAUACCCACUGAUCUGGACUACCAUCCGCACCAUCACACGCAGACCAACGCAAUGCCACAUCCACAUCCCCAUCCCCAUGCUCCUUACUUGGAUUACGGGCACGGUCUAGGGAUAGGUCCCUAUAUGGGGGUGGGCGGUGGAGUCUCGGGAGUUGGCGGAGCUAUCUAUGAAGGCGGAACAUUCCCGCGCAAGAAAGACAAUCAGCGAUUAAGGAUUCCAUCUAAUCCCAGUGUGGCUAGCAAAAGCAGCAGUAUGGUGAAGAAUAGCUCUGGCAGCAUCGACCAUCAUUAUGUGACGAGCACGGGGCCAGUCUCUGGUGGAUCCAUGUCAGCCUCGUCUUCAGAUCGUGCACCUAUGUCACUGAUGAGCUCUAGUAUUCACAACAGUUACGGUGCAAAUAUUGCAGGAGGAAAUGGAACUGGAUCGAGCAUAGGAGUUGGAGGAGGCGGUGGAGGAGGAAGUGGCCGCGGUUCGCCCAUGCCGCAGGUCCAUGUGGAAGUCCUUAGCCAUGGAGGCGGCGGAAGUGGCAAGCGCAACUCCAAUGUGCCUGCGGAUUUUCUCUGCCCCGGAGACCUUAGAAGAGUCACCAUCGACAAGCGCGACAAGUCGCUAGGUAUCACCAUUCAGUGCAACAACAACGGCGGCGGAAUAUUUGUGUCAACCGUCGCUGACAAAAGCACGGCGAUGCGUGCCGGUCUCCAGGUGGGCGAUCAACUCUUGGAAGUAUGUGGCAUUAACAUGCGGGCGGCCACGCAGGAGAUUGCUGCCAAUGUGCUGCGGCAGUGCGGCGACUCCUUUACAAUGCUCGUUCAGUACAAUCCGGAGAAGUUCCCUUCAAUUGAGUACGAGGGAGCGCACAAUUUGGAACCAGAAUCUCCCAUCAAUCAUUCGGGCUCCCCGACUCCGCGCAACUCUCCCCGUCCUCCUGCCCGCAACUCGCUUUUCCCGUUGCCGAUGCAGCCGCAGGCUCCUUCAACGAGACCCGGCUCAAGGGCUCCGCUGUCGCAUCAGUCGAUUAAGGACCAGAGCUUCACCGAUAGCCUUGAGAACCAGUCGGAUAUCAGCAGCAGCCAGGACAUGCCUUCAUCGGCGGCCACCACCACCACAACGACUGCCUCAGCCACGUCAACGGUGUAUGAUGAGGAACCUAAGCCAUCCUUGCCGCCGCCACCUGCAUCCGUUCCAGCAGAGAGUACGUAGCCACCACUCUACACCCACUACUAACCACACUCCCGGGAUAGUAGCAUUUCCCCAUAAUUCGUGCCUUCGACGGAGAAGGUAACCGUGCAGCAGGAAGAGUUUCCGGCUGUAUCAGCUCUAAGGUAUGUGACUCUGCACAUGGACAAGUCAAAGAACCUGGGCAUCAAGCUAUUUGGGGGCAAUAAAGUUGGCAUAUAUGUGCAUGACGUCGCGGUGGGAUCGCCUUCUGAUCAUGCUGGAAUUCGCAAAGGCGAUCAAAUACUGGAAUACAAUGGUGUAGAUUUGAGCGGAGUCACCGCUGAGCAGGCGGCCAAUGAGAUUUCAAAGCUUACGGAUACGGUCACCAUGUUGGUACAGAAUAAGUUACACACCCUAAAGCAAAUUAAAGACGAGCCUGGCGACUCCUUUUAUAUUCGCGUGGGGUUUGACCGGACUGGUGAGUUGAACGAGGACGAUUUGCGCUUUGUUAAGGACGAGGUGCUCUACGUGGACAAUACGGUUUUUAAUGGCACCUUUGGCUUGUGGCGAGCCUGGAAGCUGGAUGCCAUGGGCCAUCGGAAGGAGUGCGGCAUAAUACCCAGUCAAAUGAAGGUGGAGGAGGAACUGCGUUCGGGUGAGGUGGUCGACUGUGAUACGGGAACGGCCAGACGCGGCAGCACUUCGGCCAGAAGAUCAUUUUUUCGUCGCAAGAAAAACCAGCGCAGCUCGUCCCGCGACUCCACGGAGAUUGCCAGUUUCAGCAACACACAGCUUAGCUUCUUUCCAGACUUAGGUCUGCUCAACGAUGAUGGUGGAGCCCUUAGCUACCAGCGUGUAGAGCUUUUAGAUUCACCCAUUCGCCGGCCCGUGCUGAUUAUCGGACCGUUGUCCGAGUGUCUGAUGGUUCGCCUUACAAUUGACUUCUCCAACCUCUUCAAACUGUGCGAGGUGACGGCCAUGGACUGUUCGCAGGAGGCCAUGGAGGAGGGUCUAAAAGAAAACAUCUUUGUGGAUUAUCGGCGGAGGGGCAACAAGUUUGAAUGCACCACCGUUGAGGCGAUUAGCAAUGCCUGCAAAAAUGAUCGACGCCACUGCAUCCUUGACGUUUCCAUUUCCGCCGUGGAGCGUCUGCAGCGCCUACAAAUCUAUCCAAUUGUCCUCCUGCUGCGCUUUAAGUCUGCCAAACAAAUCCGAGAUAUUCGCGACUUUGGCACCGACAAAAUCUCAGCCAAGGCGGCCAAGGAGAUGUACGAGCGGGCCAUGAAGCUCGAGACCGACUAUAAGCAAUACAUAUCAGCCGUAAUCCCCGGCGUCAGUAUCAAGCACAUGUGCACCCAAAUUAAGGAUGCCGUCGACAAGGAGCAGGACAAGCUACUUUGGGUGCCCGUAUCGAGUGGCUGAUCCGAUCGGAUUGCCGCCUGGACGGACAGUUUGGACAUUGGAGCAUCCUAGUUUUAGUUAUUAGCACACAACGCGACACUCACGAUUAGUAUUUUCAAUGCGCAUCAAUAGUAUCAUAUUUGUAUUUGUUUUGUUCAACGCAGAGUAUUCGAUUGGCGUCAACUUGCAACUUGGAAGUUAGGGCGCGGUAUUUCUACCUGUUUCUUGUCUCUGUCACCUAAUUAAUGUCUAUAGACUUACUCUUUAUUUGCGGUUAGUCCGACCGCUCUGACGGCAAAAUAUGGUCAGCUUUAAUCACAAAAAUGGAAAAUGCUUCCACAAUUUAUAUAUCUAAUUUAUAUAUACCGUUUGGAACUAGAUUUCCUUCUCUGGCGACAUUCUAAGCCAAAAGUCUGUUUGUAUGCAAUUUAUUAUUAUGUAAUUGUAAGUAAAGGCAUCUUAUAUUUUUUUAUUAUUUACCCAAACGAUUCGAUAAACUCGAUGGCAAUAGAGCGUGGCUUUAAAGCCUUCAACUUUUCAACUGUGUAUAUUAAAUAGUUUCGACUAUCCAAUUACCUUCGUGAACCGCUUCAAAAUCAAGCUUUACUUAAAACUUAUCUAAUUCUGGCAACUGCCUUUGCCCGACUACGAAAUUAAAAACGCGACUAGCUAAGCAACACUAGAAAUUUUAUUUAAAUGUGUGAUAGACAAAAUGCUAUCACUAGCCUUAAGUGGUAAAUGGUUAAACUGAAAUGAAGUGCCUUAAAUGCCUUCAAAUUGCUUAAAAAAAAAAACAGAAAACCUUUUCUACAAAAUAAAUACAAUUUAUAAAUCUAAUUUAUCAUCGUACACUUGUGUACAUAAAGAGUAAACAACAGUAAUAUAUCAACGUAUUAAAUACAAUAAAAUCUAUUUUAUACAU
This is a messenger RNA of Drosophila melanogaster (fruit fly), 7320 nucleotides long. RefSeq names its product discs large 5 (gene Dlg5). Gene Ontology annotation, molecular function: kinase activity; nucleotide binding; transferase activity. NCBI's taxonomy places the organism in Eukaryota, Metazoa, Arthropoda, Insecta, Diptera, Drosophilidae. The coding region runs from base 546 to 5039 and encodes 1497 amino acids. The transcript is spliced from 11 exons. The record is from RefSeq and is marked reviewed.